GUUCGAGACAAUGGGGGUGUCGAUGGUGCUGGUGGGGGAGACCCUGAUGCGGGCGGAGGAUCCCGCAAAAGCGAUCCGCACACUCCUGGGGGAGGAAGAGCCAACACCGGUGUCGGAGCAACGCCUGGUGAAGGUGUGCGGCGUGACCAACGUGGAGGACGCCUCGACGAUCGCCACCGCCGGCGCCAACCUCAUCGGCGUCAUCUUCGCGGAAGGUUCCCCCCGCAGAGUCACCGAAAAGCGCGCCCGCGACAUCGUCAAAACCGUGCAGGCGUUCGGAGAGCGAAAUUCUCCCAAGCACAUUGAGCCACCCCCGCAGGUGGGAGGGAGAGAGGAAUGGCGGGAGGGAGGGAGGGAGGGAGGGAGGGGUGGAGGGAGGGAGGGAGAGGGAAGAGACAAGUUGUUGGGUUAGCUAUUUCCAUGUUUUGGCUCCUCUUGUGUGUUUUGCUGCGAUCAUAUGCACAUGACAAAUUUAGUCGAAGUAGACAACACGCGCCACGAGAGCUAUUAGUUCCUUUCUCGGCCGAGCGUAAGGAUUGAAGACACUGACACGUGCACCCCAUUGUGUAAGACUCAAAACAAUAUUUGCUUGUUUUUUGUUGUUCCAGCUCGAGUUUGUUGGCAUUCUUCGUUUUUUUAUGUUUUUGUGCCGUGUUUGGUGCGGAUGUGUUUUCUUUUGUGGUGUUGUUUUCCCGGCGUGAUGCGUAAGCUGACGAUUCGCGAGUAUUCCGCGGCCUCUUUUCGCUCUUGUGUUUUUGCUGCGAUCAUAUACAAUGUGCCGUAUUUAGGGUGUUUCCCAAGCAGACCAACACGCGCCGGAGAGCUAUUAGGAGUAUUAUUGUUCCCUUCUCGGCCGAGCGUAAAGAUUGGAUGAAGCACU
This is a messenger RNA of Ectocarpus sp. CCAP 1310/34, 880 nucleotides long. The record is from the annotation of a GenBank genome assembly. NCBI's taxonomy places the organism in Eukaryota, Phaeophyceae, Ectocarpales, Ectocarpaceae.